UGCUGGCCCGUGUGCGGUGGCCCGACUCUCCGUGUGCCUUCCGCCUGCUCUUCAGCGCAUACCUAUCCCAUGCAUUCACAAAAAUAUACGCAUAUUAUAUACACACACGCACAUACACAUAGCAUGUAAACUGUGAGCUGUCGUUCGGACAGUUGUUAUUGUGUGCUGCAGCGGCGCUCGUUCGCUCGCCCGCCUGCCUACUUGCUUCUGCAGUUCGAUCAGUCGACGACUGGCCGCGACCGAAUCGUUUGUUUGUUUGGUCGCUCCGCGCGCACAACCGCAUUGCCAAAGUGCCAACUGCCAAACCGCCUCUGCGGCCUGCGCUGCUGUAUCACUGCUAACUACUAGCAGAAAUCAGAACAUCGCGGAUCGCUGACCCAAAGCAACGGCCUAAACGGAGCUCCGAGCAGCUAUAUAUUUUAUACGUGUUAUAAUACAUCUCUCAUUGUCGUCGUAGUUGUCGUCGUAGUCAACACUGGUUCGAGUGUGCGUGUGCCGCUUGUUUCGCAGUCGUCUGUCUCACUGACUCAGGCCGUCGUGUCUCUGUGUGUCGUAGUGUGUAUACCGCGCUAGUCUGUGUGUACAUACGUACACAUAUAACAUAGCGACAUAGCACGUCUUAUGGGCAGCGUACGUAAUAUCAGCCGCUAGUGCCAGCCGUGGACAGCUCCGUGGCCGUAUAUAGCGCAAGCUAACUCGUGAUAACAAAGUAGCCUCGUUGCUUUUAUACCUACGUACCGUCAAGUGCUCGACUCCGUAUACACACACACACACGCACGCGCAAGCACAUAUACGUGCAUGAUAUAUAUACCUGCUACAGUGCUACCUGCAUUAAAGACCAGUGCAAAGAGUAAAGAGCGUGUGCGUUAGUCGCGAGAGCGGCUGCUGGACGCUCCGAGUCGGAUAGUGUCUCUGUUUUGGUGUCGUAUACAGCGGCUCCGUUUUCUCUCUCGACGGAUUCGCGGACGGUGUCUGUGUGUUCGGCUCGCGCUGCACCGAUGCUCGACAGCGAGAACGGCCAAGGCUCGACGAGGUGAUAACUGUUAACGGAGCAGAGAUAGUGAGUUUCGUCGAGUGCGUGUGCGUGAAUAAUAUAUGUGUGCUCGUGCGUGACGUCGUGCACGUCCAGUCGGAUCUCCGAGGAUCAAAAAGCGUGAGCUGCGGCCCACGAUUGGCAUGUGCACGAGUGCGUGAUCCGGUGAAUGCUAGCUGCGGCUCCUGAGUCCUGAGCGACUCCUCCAGCAGCAGCAGCAGCGGCGGGUGCAGCCAAGGCGGCGUCUUACAGCAGCAGCAGCAGUAACAACAACAACGCCGGCAACAUGACGGAGAUCGGCGUCGUCGACAUGGCCAAGCUGCCGGAGGACGUGCGCGAGAAGCUCGAGGAGCUCGAUCUCGAGCUCGCCGAAGGGGACAUCACGCAAAAAGGCUACGAGAAGAAACGAGCACGACUGUUACAGCAGUAUGCGUCAAAACCAAUCGGCAGUCGCCCGACAUCCAAUAGCGAGAGCCUCCUCGGUAGCCCAGGUUCCGGCCUCGCCUCGACCGGAGCUGGCGGCGUCGGUGGUGGCAGCAACGGCAACAACGGCAACCUCGCCAACAACAACACAAGCAACAACAACACCAACUCCUCCUCGGCCAAUAGGCGCGGCAAUCGCAGGCUAACUCGCAACGAAAGUCGAUAUCAUUCUGAAGUACGACAGGAGGCUGUGCAGCAAGCGUUGGCAGCGAUGCAGAGCAGACCGAAACCGUCGCUGCCGAUGCCUUCGAAGCGCACCUCGGUCAUGGCGCGCAGCCCCGAGCGCAAUCAGCAGCAGAAUCAGCAGCAGCAGCAACAGACCAAUCAAUCGAAACGCGAGCAGCGCAACACGAGCUCGUCCGGCGUGGGCGGGGCCGGCGACUCGAGCAGCGACGAGGACAGCAUCGUCACCGAGGAGAGCCCCGGCGCCGGGGGCCCGAGCGGUACCGGUCUCAGCGACACCAGCAGUACGGGCUCCGCCAGGGACACUCCACCGCCGCCCCGACCUCCGGCCAGAAGACCCCCGGCUGCGGAUAUAACCGACAUCGCCGAAUACUCGCCGCACUCGUAUUGCAAUCUGGUGCAAGUUCAGCCUCCGGACGUCACCCACACGACCACUCAGAGCAGGAGAACAGCCGGAGCUGAUCGAGUAAACAGGUACCACGUCGUGGAGGAAAACAAUACGGGUACGGCGGGCCGUUGGAAGGUCUCGGCGAAAAUCCAGCAGCUCCUCAACACCCUGAAGCGGCCCAAACGACGACCACUGCCAGAAUUUUACGAAGACGACGACAUUGAAUUGGAAAUAGCGGCCAAUACUAAAGACCCGAACGCGCCUAAGCCCGAGGGUGGCACCAUGACUCCGGCGGUAGGCGAGACGCUAUCCGUGCCUUCGGGGCUCCCGAGAUCCGUCGAGUCCGCCAUACAGAGGUAUGGCUCGGCGUCGUACAAAGCCCCGGCAGCCACAGUGCUCGACCCGAACGGCAAGCUCUGCAUCACGCUGACCUACGGCAAGCUGCUGAGCCGCUCCUACAAGAUAGCCUACACGCUGCUCAACAAGGCCAUCACCCGCGUCGUCGGCGAGUGCUGCCUCAAGCCGGGCGAUCGCAUCGCCCUGGUCUAUCCAAACGACGAUCCCAUCAACUUCAUCUGCGCGUUCUACGGCUGCCUACAGGCGGGCAUCGUGCCCGUGCCCAUCGAGGUGCCGCUGACCCGACGCGACGCCGGCUCCCACCAGAUUGGCUUCCUUCUGGGCAGCUGCGGCAUACAGAUCGCAUUGACCAGCGAGGCCUGCUUGAAAAAUCUGCCAAAAACGUCGACGGGCGAGGUCGUGGCGUUCAAGGGCUGGCCGAAGCUCCAUUGGUUCGUCACGGAGCAUCUGGGAAAAACGCCCAAAGACUGGAUGCCGCCAGCGCGCCUCACCGACGAUACGCCGGCCUACAUCGAGUACACCACGGAUCGCGAUGGUUCCGUCAUGGGAGUCACGGUCACUCGAGCUGCGAUGCUGGCGCACUGCCGCGCUCUCACACAGGCUUGCGGCUACACGGAGGGUGAAAAUAUGGUCUGCGUGCUGGACUUCAAGCGCGAAGUCGGUCUCUGGCACAGUACACUGACGAGUAUUCUCAACGGCAUGCACGUCAUCUUCAUUCCUUAUGCCUUGAUGAAAGUCAAUCCCGCCAGCUGGAUGCAGAUGAUCACGAAACAUCGAGCGACCGUCGCCGUGGUCAAGUCUCGAGAUCUGCAUUGGGGUCUGCUAGCGACCAAGGACCACAAGGACAUAUCGUUGUCGACUCUCAGACUGCUGCUCGUUGCCGACGGAGCCAAUCCCUGGUCGUUGUCGUCUUGCGAUCAGUUCCUCUCGGUUUUCCAGCCCAAGGGUUUGAGGCCCGACGCCGUGUGCCCUUGCGCCUCGUCGAGUGAAGCGCUCACGGUGUCGAUCCGAAGACCAGGAAGAGCUGGCGUAAACGCCACCGGACGAGGUGUUCUCAGCAUGUCGGGUCUCAGUUAUGGUGUCGUCAGAGUCGAUCAGGAAAAUUCCCUUACUUCGCUCACCUUGCAGGACUGCGGACAAGUCAUGCCUGGCAGCGUCGUAUCGGUUAUCAAGAUGGAUGGAUCACCGCUAGUCUGUAAAACUGAUGAGGUUGGCGAGAUUUGCGUUCACAGCGCUGCUACAGGUAGUCAAUACUGGGGUCUCAAGGGACUGUCCAACAACAACUUUAAAGUUCAGCCGCUUCAAGCGGACGGACAGCCGCUGGGAGACGUCGAGUACACGCGCUCGGGACUGCUUGGCUUUCUCGGUCCGGGUAAUCUUGUGUUUGUAUGCGGUUCUCGGGAUGGCCUCAUGAUUGUCACGGGCCGCAAACACAAUGCCGACGACAUCAUAGCCACGGUCCUCGCGGUAGAGCCAAUGAAGUUUAUUUAUCGGGGUCGAAUAGCCGUAUUUAGUGUCAGAGUUCUCAGAGAUGAAAGAAUAUGUGUGAUAGCUGAACAGCGUCCCGAUUGUAGCGAAGAAGAGAGUUUUCAAUGGAUGUCGAGGGUGUUACAAGCCGUGGACUCGAUCCACGCUGUUGGGAUUUAUUGUUUGGCUUUGGUACCACCGAAUUAUCUACCGAAAACACCUCUAGGUGGAAUCCAUUUGUCUGAGACUAAACGGCGUUUCCGCGAGGGUACUCUUCAUCCAGCUAACGUAUUGCUGUGUCCACAUACGUGUGUCACCAAUUUACCAAAGCCACGUGAGAUUCAUUCGGCGGGAGAUUCUGUUUCAGAUGUGGGCCCGGCAAGCGUCAUGGUCGGAAACAUCGUCCAGGGCAACAGGCUGGCAUCGGCGCAAGGUCGAGACUUGGGUGUGCUCGACGAUGACAGUGACCACGCUAAAAAGUAUCAGUUCAUUUCGGAAAUCCUGCGCUGGCGAGCCGUCGGAACGUCGGAUCACGUGAUAUUCAGCUGCCUGAACUCGAAGGGUGCAGUAGCGUCGUCGCUGUCCUGCUCUCAGCUGCACAAAAAAGCCGAACGCAUUGGAAACUUGCUGCUGGACAAGGGCCGCCUUAAUACCGGUGACCAUGUGGCCUUGCUCUUUCCCCCAGGCACCGAUCUCAUUUGCGCCUUCUACGGAUGCCUUUACGUCGGUGCCGUGCCGGUGACCAUCAGACCACCGCACCCGCAAAAUUUACAAACGACUCUGCCGACUGUACGCAUGAUAGCCGACGUCAGCAAGUCAGUUCUCAUUCUCACUAAUCAGACAAUCAUGAAACUGCUGAAAUCGAAGGAGGCCAACAGCGUCGUAGAGACGAAGAGCUGGCCAACCAUCCUCGAUAUGGAAGACAUGCCAAAGAAGAAGCUACCGGUGCUGUAUCGCGCGCCGACCGCCGAAAUGCUGGCCUAUCUCGACUUUAGCGUAUCAACCACGGGUAUGCUGGCGGGAAUUAAGAUGUCUCAUGCCGCUGUUACCUCGCUCUGUCGCGCCAUGAAAUUGUCCUGCGAGCUCUAUCCCUCGAGGCAUAUCGCGCUCUGCCUCGAUCCUUACUCAGGACUGGGCUUCGCUCUAUGGUGCCUCAGCAGCAUAUAUAGUGGUCAUCACUCCAUCCUUAUCCCCCCAUCUGAGGUUGAAGCAAACCCAGCCCUAUGGCUGUCAGCUGUCAGUCAUUCGCGUGUUCGUGACACUUUCUGCUCGUACGGUGUCAUGGAACUAUGCACCAAAGGUUUAGGCUCGUCGGUUAAUACGCUAAAAGCUCGUGGAGUCAGUCUAGCUUGUGUGAGAACUUGCGUUGUAGUGGCCGAAGAAAGACCAAGAAUAGCUUUGACAACAAGCUUCAGCAAACUUUUCUCCGCUCUUGGCCUCAGUCCUCGUGCUGUGUCCACAUCCUUCGGUUGUAGAGUCAACACUGCCAUAUGUUUGCAGGGCGCGUCGAGUCCCGAACCAUCGACGGUUUACGUCGAUCUUCGUGCCCUGCGUAACGACCGAGUUUCACUGGUCGAGCGAGGAUCACCUCACUCAUUAUGCUUAAUGGAAUCUGGCAAACUCUUACCCGGUGUCAAAGUCAUCAUAGCAAAUCCAGAAACCAAAGGGCAAUGUGGCGACUCGCAUCUAGGAGAGAUCUGGGUUCAGUCGUCGCACAACGCCAGUGGCUAUUUUAGCAUUUACGGCGAUGAAAGUGAUUACGCUGACCACUUUAGUGCGCGCUUAGUAACGGGCAACACCGGCGAAGUAUAUGCACGAACUGGAUAUCUCGGUUUUUUGAGACGCACAGAAUGCGUUCAGCAGGCCCCUGAGGGUACUGCUGUGCCUGCCGAUAAUACAUCGACCAAUAGCGCAUCCGACCUUGAUGUGUCCAGAACUGAUUCAGAAUUACAUGACGCCGUCUUCGUUGUUGGAGCCUUAGAUGAAGCUAUUCUUUUAAGAGGCAUGAGAUAUCAUCCGAUUGACAUCGAGAAUAGCGUUAUGCGGUGUCACAAGAAAAUCGCUGAAUGUGCUGUGUUUACGUGGACAAAUUUAUUAGUUGUCGUGGUUGAACUCGAUGGCAGCGAGAGCGAAGCUCUCGAUUUGGUAGCACUUGUGACAAGCGCUGUAUUGGAAGAACAUCAUCUCGUCGUCGGAGUUGUGGUGGUUGUCGAUCCUGGAGUAGUACCGAUUAAUUCACGUGGAGAAAAGCAGCGUAUGCAUCUGCGUGAUGGUUUCCUAGCUGAUCAGCUCGACCCCAUAUACGUUGCCUACAACAUGUAAAGCGUUUUUUUAUCAAUCGCCGAUCUUUAUUAUUUCGCACAAGCUUCUCUAUCGUCUCAAAAGGUUAUAAAUAUUACAACUCUUUCGCUCAAUAAUUACUUCGUAUUUUAAUAUAUUUUGUAUACUUGAGAUUUGAUUUAUUCAAAUGUGCUUUUUAACUUUAAACAAAAAGAUAUUU
Trichogramma pretiosum is the source of this 6411-nucleotide messenger RNA. RefSeq names its product disco-interacting protein 2 (gene DIP2). The transcript is spliced from 16 exons. The coding region runs from base 1320 to 6233 and encodes 1637 amino acids. NCBI's taxonomy places the organism in Eukaryota, Metazoa, Arthropoda, Insecta, Hymenoptera, Trichogrammatidae. The record is from RefSeq and is a predicted model, not a curated record.